Molecule: messenger RNA, 1206 nt
Organism: Coturnix japonica (Japanese quail)
Lineage: Eukaryota; Metazoa; Chordata; Aves; Galliformes; Phasianidae
Source: RefSeq, a predicted model, not a curated record
CGGCUGUGCCGUUGAUGGUGGCAGGGAAGAGGACAGCGCGUCGGGGAAGACAGUGGCAUCGACGGCGGUGGGGAAGACAGCUGCAUGUGGCGGGGAAGACAGAGGAGCAGCGGGGAAGAUUGUGGCAUCUACGGUGGGGAAGAAAGUAGCAGUUGUGAUGGCGGUGGAGACAGUGACUGCGGUGCGGCGGGAAAAAGGCGGCAGGUAAGACAGUAGGUAAGACAGCAGGUAUGAUGGCGGCAGCGCCAGCACCAGCGGCGGAGAUGGUGACGGCUGCGCAGGGGGAAGAAGGCGGCAGGUAAGAUGGCAGCUAAGAUGGUAGGUAAGGCGGGAAAACGGCUGUGGCAUCGAUGGCGGCAGUGACAGUGGCACGGCGUGGGAGAUGGCGACAGUGAUGCAGAGGGGAAGAUGUCUGCAGCAUCAACAGCGGCAGGGAAGAUGGCAGUGGCAGCGGUGGUGGCAGGAAGAUGAUGGCGGCAUCAACAGCGGCUGCGACGGCAGCACGGCAGGGGCGAUGGCAGCGGAGGUGGUGGCAUGGCAGUGAAGACAGUGGUGGUAUCAAUGGUGGUGGGGAAGACAGCAGUGCAGCAGGGAAGACAACAGCAGCAGAGAACAAGGUGGCAUUGACAACGGCAGGGAAGAUGGCUGUGGCGUCGGCGGCGGGGAAGAGGGCGGCACAGCAGGGAAGACAGCGGCAUCGAUGGCGGUGGGGAAGACAGCGGCAUGGCGGGGAAUAAAGCAGCGUCAGUGGUGGUGGGGAAGAGGGUGGUGCGGGGGGGAAGACAGUGGAGUUGGCGGCAGUGGGGAGGAGGGCGGUGCGGUGGGGAAGAGAGUGGCAUCGAUGGUGGCGGGGAAGACGGCGGUGCAGUGGGAAGAUGGCAGCAGUGGGGAAGACGGCAGUGGGGGAGACGGCGGCAUGGUCGGGAAAAUGGCAGUGGUGGGGAAGAUGGCGGUGGUGGGAAGACAGCAGAGGCGGCAGCCGCGGGGAAGAUGGCUACGGUGUCGACAGCGGCCGGGAAGACGGCAGCGCGGCGGGGAAAAUGGCAACGGCAGCAGUGAUGGCGGCAGCGAUGACAGCACAGCGGGGAAGAUGGCAGCAGCAGAAAGACAGUGGUGGCGUCGACAGUGGCUUCACCGCCACCAUCGCUGCCACUUGCAGCCGCCGUUUCUUUUGAGAAAGCUACAAUACACCUUCUUUUACUGAGA